Molecule: messenger RNA, 2847 nt
Organism: Zootoca vivipara (common lizard)
Lineage: Eukaryota; Metazoa; Chordata; Lepidosauria; Squamata; Lacertidae
Source: RefSeq, a predicted model, not a curated record
AGCAGUUUAGUCAUGCUGGCCACAUGACCCGGAAAGCUGUCUGUGGACAAACGCCAGCUCCCUCGGCCUGAAAGCAAGAUGAUUGCUGCAACCCCAUAGUCACCUUUGACUGGACUUAAUUGUCCAGGGGUCCUUUACCGUUACCAUAUGCGGAUGUGGGAAAGAAACGCAGCACACAAUCUGAAGUUGAAGCCACAGCAUCUGACAACAUUGCAGGGUCUUCUGGGGUGUGUGUGCGCACUUUUUUGCCCUUAUGGUUGCAGAGGUGAUCUUUGAAAAGGUGUGGCACAAGACCUGGUUGCAUAUCAGCAGUGAGCUAGUGCCCUUGGGUUAAUAUUAAUGGAGCACCAAAAAUCCAUCAAGGAUGGAUUUUUCACCCCCAUUCAGUUUAGCUAGGGAUCAACUUGACGCUCUAGAAAAAGCAUCUCAUUGUAUUCAAAAUUGUGCCAGAUCAGCUUUAGAAUAAGUAUUUUAUGAUACUCUUCAUCUGGCACCUUAAUGAUGCAUUGGAGUCGGGAAGAGAGGCUUCCCUAGUCUUGCAAAUGCUUACAAAAGUUAAUUUAACUUGCUGUCACCUAGACUACCCCUCACCCAUGCCAGUGAAUAUGGCAAGCUACUUUCCUAGCAGGAAAUAUUGCUUAGCCUGAACAUGUUUGGGGCUUGCAGUUGGUGUAUGUUUGCAAGUCUGCUAAAGAAUAGUGUCCCAAAAGUCAAAAUUCUGUCAGAUUAUAUACUCUCUGCACUGCAUUUUUUAUUUUAUGGAUUUAUUUAGAUUCCUUGGGCUUCCUUUUUUGGAAGAAAUGGUAGGAUUUUAAAAAUAAUUUUCUAUGAUACCAUUACAUACUGUAUAUAUACACUGACUUUUUGUAUUGGUCCUCUGGGAAUUGAAAACCCCCAGUAGUUUGCAUGCCCCCCCCAGCAGUUUGCAUGCCCCCCAGCUCUGGGGGCUGCAAAGAUAUCCCGUCCCCAUUGUAUCUGAUGGCACUACUCAGGAUAUAAUAUGGAAAGAGCUUGUUUGUUCCCCAGAUGGCUUGCAAUCUGCAUUUGAUAGGCAAGUAUACUGAGAUCAAUGUACAGACUGUGACAGCCCUAUGCAUACAGGUGUACAGAAGAUAGCAUCCCAAGUCAAGAUUGAAAAAACCUCCCCUUUUCACUUCAGGGUGUGGGAUUGCUCUGAAAGUGUAUGAGCAAUAUCGGGUGAGGUCUCCAAAAAACAGAGAACGAGGAACUGAGCAAGCUUUUUCUGUGGUCAGAGUUUCAGUGACUCUGUCUUUUAUGUGCAGAAUUCCUUUAUUCUUCUUCAGAGGCAGCUUAAUAAAUGAUGCAACCUGAAUAACCUGUAUAGGGCACAAAAUUCAUUUUUAUAUGUGCAUUAAGAAAAGCACAGUUGAUACCCAUCACUGCCCCUAGGAGAACUCCAAAGCACACAGUUUCUUGCAGCCUGCUCUGGUAUCCCGGAAUGGAUUCAAACUUCAAGAAAGAAGAUUCCACCUAAACAUUAGGAAGAACUUCCUGACAAGAGGAUCUGGUCAGCUUCUCAGGAUCCAAAAUGCACAGGACCACCAGGAUAAAAAUCACAGAGCUGAACCCUCACUUGAUGUGCGCUUUGUGCGGAGGCUACUUCAUCGAUGCCACAACCAUUGUGGAAUGCCUACACUCUUUCUGCAAAACCUGCAUCGUCCGUUACCUGGAGACGAACAAAUACUGCCCGAUGUGCGAUGUCCAAGUGCAUAAAACAAGGCCACUCCUCAGCAUCAGAUCAGAUAAAACCCUACAGGACAUAGUCUACAAGCUGGUACCAGGACUUUUCAAAGAUGAAAUGAAGAGGCGACGUGAUUUCUACGCAGCAUACCCUCUGGCAGAUGUUCCUAAUGGAUCCAAUGAAGACCGGGGAGAAGUUUCGGAACAGGAGAAAGGGAACCUGUCAGACGAUGAAAUUGUCAGCUUAUCCAUAGAGUUCUAUGAAGGAAUCAGAGAAGAAAACAAAGGGACUGUUGAGAAUGGGAACAUGGAGAAAGACAAGAAGAACAGCAUGAGAUUCCUCCGCUGCCCUGCCGCUAUGACGAUCAUGCACCUGGCUAAGUUCCUCCGCAACAAGAUGGAUGUUCCCAGCAAAUACAAAGUGGAAGUUCUCUAUGAAGAUGAACCUCUGAAGGAAUACUAUACCCUAAUGGACAUAACUUAUAUCUAUCCUUGGCGACGGAAUGGCCCUCUCCCUCUGAAAUACCGUGUCCAGCCGGCCUGCAAGAGGCUAAAACUCUCCUCCCAGCUCCCCAACUCUGAAUGCACCAACACCAGCGGCGCGUCAGAAUGCGAGUCCGUCAGCGACAAGGCGAACAGUCCGGCCACCUUGCCGGCCACCACUUCCUCUUCGUUGCCAAGCCCUGCCACCCCUUCCCACGGCUCGCCCAGCUCCAACACCACCACGGUGAGCAUCCCCGCCAACCCUGCGCCUGGGACCAUGCUCAACGGCACCUCGAACUGCCACCAGAUGCAACCCUUGGCCAGCAGGGGGCGCAAGGCAAUGGUAAAUGGCGGCCCCAGCAUGUCGGCUUUGACUUAAAGGGACGGGACACCUUUUCCUUUUUCUUCCUUCUCCUUGGCUGGAUCUCGAGUUUUAUAAAUAAGUAUAUUAUGUGUAGAUAAGGGCAGUGGAGGGGUGGAGUGGGUGGCGGGUGGGGAAAUUAUACAUACUUAUUUUCUAUCAAUCGACCUGAUUUAAUUUAAGAAGACAAAAAGGCAAAAAGAGAGAAAAAAAUCCGAUGUGUCCUCCCCCUUUUUUUAAUUUUAAAAAAGCAAAAAAAAAAAAAAGUGCUCCUGUAACUGCAUGAUGUCAUCUGUGUUAAA